ACCAAUAUAUCUGCUAAAGCUAUCCACAGAUUAGCUGAGUGAAGAAACUCAGGAGAUAAUACUGAAUUGUAUUCAUUGGUCCACUCCGACAGCAAACCCGUCCCAUACUCUAACUACCGGCUGAAUAUCGUUUCGCAGCUAUCCAAACGAUCCGACUCUUCACGCAGUAUUUUGUCUUCUACUAGUUAUCGAGGCCACUGUUUUCUUAUCAGCCAUGUCGGCCAAAGCCAUUUCCGAGCAGACGGGAAAGGAGUUCCUCUAUAAGUACAUCUGUACUUCUGCAGCUGUCCAGAACCGUUUCCGCUAUGCCAAUGUGACAGCGGAGACGGACUUUGAGCGGCUGGCACAGGAUCAUCCCUGGCUCCUCACCGAGCGGCUGGUUGUGAAGCCUGAUCAGCUGAUCAAGCGGAGGGGGAAGCUGGGACUGGUGGGCGUGAACCUGGACCUCCCGGGAGUCCAGCAGUGGCUGAAGACCCGCCUCAUGAGGGAGACUAUGGUGGGAAAAGCAAAGGGCAUACUGAAGAACUUCCUCAUCGAGCCAUUCGUAGCCCACAAGCAGGAAGAGGAGUUCUAUGUGUGUAUCUACGCCACCCGGGAAGGAGACUACGUGUUGUUCCACCACGAAGGAGGGGUGGAUGUUGGGGACGUGGAUGCGAAGGCCAGUAAGCUGCUGGUAGGAGUGGAUGAGAAGCUGACCGAAGAAGCGGUGAAGAAACAGCUCCUGACACACGUCACUGCAGACAAAACAGCUGUCCUGGCCAGCUUCAUCGUUGGACUCUUCAACCUGUACGAAGACCUGUACUUUACCUACCUGGAGAUCAACCCCCUGGUGGUUACAAAGGAUGGUGUGUUUGUUUUGGACAUGGCGGCUAAGAUCGAUGCCACGGCUGACUACCUCUGUAAGGCCAAGUGGGGUGACGUGGAGUUCCCUCCGCCCUUCGGCAGAGAGGCCUACCCAGAGGAGGCCUAUAUUGCAGACCUGGAUGCCAAGAGCGGAGCCAGUCUUAAACUAACACUGCUCAACCCCCGAGGCAGGAUCUGGACCAUGGUGGCAGGAGGCGGGGCCUCGGUCGUCUACAGUGACACCAUCUGUGACCUGGGCGGGGUGGACGAGCUGGCCAAUUACGGGGAGUAUUCCGGCGCGCCUAGCGAACAGCAGACCUAUGACUACGCCAAGACCAUCCUGUCCCUGAUGACCCGUGAGAAACACCCGGAAGGGAAGGUCCUCAUCAUUGGAGGAAGCAUUGCCAACUUCACUAAUGUCGCAGCCACGUUUAAGGGAAUUGUCAGGGCCAUCAGAGACUAUCAGGGCCCCAUAAAGGAACAUGAGAUCACCAUCUUUGUCCGCCGUGGAGGCCCCAACUACCAGGAGGGCCUCCGGGUGAUGGGAGAAGUGGGAAAGACCACUGGCAUUCCAAUCCAUGUCUUCGGCACGGAGACCCACAUGACUGCAAUUGUGGGCAUGGCACUAGGCCACCGACCAAUCCCCAAAGAGCCUCCUGCAGCCGCCCACACCGCCAACUUCCUGCUCAACUCCAAUGCCGGUUCAUUGACCCCCGCCUCCAGCAGGACAGCAUCCUUCUCUGAGAACAAGGCAGGCCAGGAAGUGUCUCCAGCCAAGAAGGCCAAGUCAGGGAUCCCUCCAGGCCAACAGGCAUCAUCAGACAGUCCAGGAGUCAAGGCGACCACCCUCUUCACCAAGCAAACCAAGUCCAUAGUGUGGGGCAUGCAGACGCGGGCAGUGCAGGGCAUGCUGGACUUUGACUACGUGUGCUCCAGGGAUGAGCCCUCUGUGGCUGCCAUGGUCUACCCAUUCACCGGGGACCACAAGCAGAAGUUUUACUGGGGACAUAAGGAGAUCCUGCUGCCGGUUUAUAAGAACAUGUCGGACGCCAUGAAGAAGCACCCGGAUGUGGACGUGCUCAUCAGCUUCGCCUCGCUCCGCUCCGCCUUCGACAGCACCAUGGAGACCAUGCAGUACCCUCAGAUCCACACCGUCGCCAUCAUUGCUGAGGGCAUCCCUGAAGCCCAGACCAGGAAGAUCAUCAAGAGGGCGGAUGAGAAAGGCGUCACGAUCAUCGGCCCGGCAACCGUUGGAGGGAUCAAGCCUGGUUGUUUUAAGAUUGGGAACACAGGGGGCAUGUUGGAUAACAUCCUGGCCUCCAAGCUGUACCGUCCAGGGAGUGUGGCCUAUGUCUCCCGAUCUGGAGGAAUGUCCAACGAGCUCAACAACAUCAUCUCCCGCACCACAGAUGGCGUCUACGAGGGAGUGGCCAUUGGGGGGGAUAGAUACCCAGGGUCAAUCUACACAGACCAUGUGCUGAGGUACCAGGACACUCCUGGGGUCCAGAUGAUCGUAAUGCUGGGAGAGAUUGGCGGCACGGAGGAGUAUAAGAUCUGUCAGGCCAUUAAGUCGGGCAGGAUCACCAAGCCCAUGGUAGCUUGGUGCAUAGGGACCUGUGCCACCAUGUUCUCCUCAGAGGUCCAGUUCGGCCAUGCUGGAGCUUGUGCCAACCAGGCCUCGGAGACCGCCGUGGCCAAGAACCAGGCCCUGAAGGAGGCAGGAGCCUUCGUACCCAAGAGCUUUGACGAGCUUGGAGACGUCAUCGGGUCAGUGUAUGAUGACCUUGUUGGCAAGGGAAUCAUUGUUCCAGCUAAGGAGGUCCCCCCUCCCACGGUCCCAAUGGACUACUCCUGGGCCCGGGAGCUUGGUCUGAUCCGUAAACCGGCUUCCUUCAUGACCAGUAUCUGUGAUGAGAGGGGCCAGGAGCUGAUCUACGCUGGUAUGCCCAUUACUGAGGUGUUUAAGUCUGAGAUGGGCCUGGGAGGAACCCUGGGGCUACUCUGGUUCCAGAGAAGGCUUCCCAGUUAUGCUGCCAAGUUCAUUGAGAUGUGCCUGAUGGUGACUGCCGACCACGGCCCUGCCGUCUCUGGUGCCCACAACACCAUCGUCUGUGCCCGCGCUGGCAAGGACCUCAUCUCCAGCCUCACCUCUGGCCUCCUCACCAUUGGGGACCGUUUCGGAGGGGCACUGGACGCUGCCGCCAAGCAGUUCAGCAAGGCGUUUGACAGCGGCAUGCUGCCCAUGGAGUUUGUCAACAAGAUGAAGAAAGAGGGCAACCUGAUCAUGGGCAUCGGUCACAGGGUCAAAUCGAUCAACAACCCAGACAUGCGUGUGCAGAUCCUCAAGGACUUUGUGAAGAAGAACUUCCCCUCCACCCAGCUGUUGGACUACGCCAUGGAUGUGGAGAAGAUCACCACCGCCAAGAAACCCAACCUGAUCCUGAACGUGGACGGAUUCAUUGGCGUUGCCUUCGUGGAUCUGCUCAGGACCUGUGGUGGAUUUACACGGGAUGAGGCCGAUGAGUUUGUGGAGAUCGGAGCACUGAACGGGAUCUUUGUCCUGGGGCGGAGCAUGGGCUUCAUUGGACAUUACUUGGAUCAGAAGAGACUGAAGCAGGGCCUGUACCGACACCCGUGGGAUGACAUCUCCUACGUUCUCCCGGAACACAUGUCCAUGUAACCAUGGAAACCAGGCCACGGACACCCCCUCCAUUUCCCACCACACCCCGACCUCCGGCCCCCAACCCACCUCUACUGUGUUCAGUCAGCGGAGAAUUAAAAACAGGAGGGGAUAUCGUAAUAGAUGUGACUUUUCAACAAUAAUUAGGAAGCCUUUUCAAAUUGAAUCCAGGUUCAGUAAAAAAAAAAAAAAUAUUCUAAACAAAGUUUGCCAAUCAGAUGUGCUGCAACCUCGUUAACGUUUGGAAGACCUGCAAAACUGUGACGCCACACUCAGACAUGUUGCUUGUGUCUGACACGGCUGCAGAGUAAAAGCAAGAUGGCAGAGAAAGCGAAAGGCUCAUUCAUUAGUUAACCCUGCAGUGUUGGAAGACCUGUGCGGUCUUCUGGCCGUGAGUAUCUGGGUUACAGAUUGACUGGCCUUCUAUUUACUGCGAACGCCUCUGCUAUUACUGACUACUACUACUUGUGUCCUACUGUCAUGACCGUGGUGAAGUGAUUUGACGCUGUGUCUCAGAGUCUCAUCUCACUGCAAUCCAAGCAUGUGUCAAUUGAUCAGACUGUUCCCGAGUGUCUCUGUGCGGUUAUCUUUCUUGAAUGUUUCAGUGCCAUAUUGAAUUGAUGCGCUUGCUAUCAGGGGUGAGUUGUAGUGCAAUAAUACUAGCUAUUGCUUUACUGAUACAUAGAUUAUAGCUUUAUUUAUUACUGUAUGUAUUAACAGGCAGAGUAAAUCAGUGUGAUGAGAAUGUAUUAGAUAGUAAUCGGCAUUCUGGUGUACUGUUAAUAACCAUGAAAUGGCUGUGUUGUCCAAUGGAGAUGUUGACGGAGAGACAAACUGACCAAGCACCUUAGUCUGCAGGAGGCUGCAGUUUAAUGCUCUCCUUGGGUCCAAAACCGCACCCAGGGCAGCAAAGGGAUUAUACUCGUUAUUAUUUUUCUGAUGUUACUAAUCAUUAGGUAAUCUCUAUUGUCACCUGCACUUGUUAUGUGAGAUUUACUGUGUAAGAUUUGUCUGUUAUACUUGUGUAGUUGGUAUUUUUUAAACUUUGUUCAAAUGUUAUGUGAAUUGAAUGUGCCUCUGUAGAAAUAAUACGUAUUUUUAGAACUAUGUAACUCAGUAUAUUAAAUACAUCCUAUUA
Molecule: messenger RNA, 4661 nt
Organism: Esox lucius (northern pike)
Lineage: Eukaryota; Metazoa; Chordata; Actinopteri; Esociformes; Esocidae
Gene: aclya
Product: ATP citrate lyase a
Exons: 28
Coding region: 215-3523 (1102 amino acids)
Biological process (GO): acetyl-CoA biosynthetic process; citrate metabolic process; fatty acid biosynthetic process
Cellular component (GO): cytosol
Molecular function (GO): ATP citrate synthase activity
Source: RefSeq, a predicted model, not a curated record